GUUUAGGCGAGGCUAGUGGCUGCGGGUUGCUACAGCAGCAUCUCCUGCCCUGACUGAGAAAGAUGGAGGAACUUGACGAAUCCGUCCCUGUUGCCGAGGAGCUGCUGCCGUGCAAAGUGUGCGGGAGAAAUUUUUUCCCAAAAGUCCUUAAAAAGCACAUGCUCAUCUGCCAAAAAGCUGCAGCGAAGAAAAGGAGGGUGUUCGACUCGAGCAGACAGAGAGCCGAGGGCACCGACAUCUCGACUGUGAAACCCAUGAAGCCAAAGCCUGAACCACCCAAGAAGGUGUCCAACUGGCGCCGAAAGCACGAGGAAUUCAUCGCCACCAUCCGUGCUGCCAAGGGCCUGGACCAAGUGAUGAAAGAUGGCGGUCCUCUUCCCCCGCCCCCUCCUCCGUCCUAUGAUCCAGAUUAUAUCCAGUGCCCGUAUUGCCAGAGGCGGUUUAGCGAGAACGCAGCGGAUCGGCACAUCAAAUUCUGUAAAGAGCAAGCGUCCCGCAUUUCCAACAAAGGGAAGUUCUCAGGAAGUGAAAAAGCCAAGCCCGCAGCCAAGACGCAGUACAAACCUGCCCCGGUGAAGAAGGCGAGUCCCGUACCGUCCACGUCUUCCGUGUCUUCCUCUCGCCUACCUCAGCGUCCAGCCUACGGUCAGGGUGGAGGAACCGGAAUGUCUGGAACUAAAAGUCCUGUAGGCUCGGUGAAGAAUGUGGCUGCGUCGGCUUCUUUCUCUCCUCCCCGACCUAACACUGGUGGAGUCACCAGUCCUCCCUCUGGGGUUAACACCAAACCUAAAGGUGUGGUUGCUCCGAGUUCACUGAAGAGCACGACGUAUGGAGGAGGGAUGAGUAAGAAGAAGGCCUACACUACUAACAGCUUUAAUUCACGGAACGAGGUGAAAAAUGACAACGACGUAGACUAUUCUGCGCAGGGGACCAAGUUCUGCCAUGAAUGUGGGACCAAGUACCCGGUAGACUGGGCCAAAUUCUGUUGUGAAUGUGGUGUAAAGAGGAUGUGCAUUUAAAGAGCGAAAGAGACAGAGCGUGUUUGCGAGAGAGAGAGAGAGAUGUGUGUCUUUUAAUGCUGAAUUUCCCUUUUUUCUUUUCCAACCAUCACACUCGUGCCCAUGAACUGCAGUCCUUCAGUGUUUAUUUAUAUGCUUUUUGCCUUGUUUUAUUUCGCUUGUGUUUAUUAUCGAAGUGCAAUAUUAUCAACUACUGAACCCUUCUUCUUUUUCUGUUAAAUCAGAAUUUCGCCCAGUGUAGAAUCCAUCUCACAAAUUUAAUUGUGUGUUUUCGAAUAUAAUUCCCGACAUCGCACCUUCAUUUCAAAGCUGGAACGAUCAGACAGAGGAUUGUAAAUUUUUUAAUGUAUUUUUUAAUUUAUGGGAUUUCUUUUAGGAAAUGAAGCAGUUCACGGUUGUCAUUGUGUAAUUUUUGGAUUGUUUUGAAAAGUAAAAAAAAAAAUUCUAUUAUUUCAACAUUUCAUGCAUGCAGAAUGUAAAGUCACCGGAUAGGAUUUAGAACCCCGUCGGCAGCUUAAACACGAUUGGUCCGCAAACAUAUUCACGCUUCAAAACCUCAGCCUGGGGGAAAAAACCCAGAUAUUCAGACUUCACUCCAUGAUCACCCGACUGAAAUCGUAUGCAGAAAACAGCUGUAAGAUCUUAGUAAUCCCGUGUCAUCCUGAGCUCCCUGAAGCCGAAGCACCAUGUGUACAGUAUGAGCCUCGCGCCACUGAUUAACCCUUUUGUGCCGUUCUAGCCGAACUCUACGGCGGUGUAAUGCUUAUAAACGGUGUGUAUCGUUUCUGUAUGACGGAGUGGGUACGAGGCCCGCCGACAGUGUGGACGCUCACACCGGAUUUGUCCCUGUAUACGCAGAAUAAACAUUCAU
Messenger RNA from Clarias gariepinus (North African catfish), 1890 nucleotides. It is a transcript of the gene zc2hc1a, whose product is annotated as zinc finger, C2HC-type containing 1A. The record is from RefSeq and is a predicted model, not a curated record. The coding region runs from base 63 to 1019 and encodes 318 amino acids. NCBI's taxonomy places the organism in Eukaryota, Metazoa, Chordata, Actinopteri, Siluriformes, Clariidae. The transcript has 9 exons.